Pogoniulus pusillus (Red-fronted tinkerbird) is the source of this 2205-nucleotide messenger RNA. It is a transcript of the gene ST7, whose product is annotated as suppression of tumorigenicity 7. NCBI's taxonomy places the organism in Eukaryota, Metazoa, Chordata, Aves, Piciformes, Lybiidae. The record is from RefSeq and is a predicted model, not a curated record. The transcript has 16 exons. Bases 359 to 1975 code for a protein of 538 amino acids.
UGUCUUACGGAGAGCAGAGCUGGGGAUUGCAGUAUCUGCUGGCUGCUACCUAUUUGUGCCGUCGCUAUCACGGAAAGGACGCUGGCCUGCCUUUCUCUUUUGGAUUUAAAACAGAAGCUCCUGUUUCUUGCUGCUUGAAAAAGGACCUUUGCUGCGGUUGCAAGGAAAAGCUGACUGCGGUGUGGAGCAGAGAAGGGGAGAGGAGAGGAAGGAUCUGGCAGCUUGGAUAGCCGGGACUGCAUUGUCUGCCUUCAUGACCCCUGCUGUGUAGCAGUCUCAUCCCUGCUCUCAUACACUCCCUCUGUCUUCCACUCUUUUUCUCCUUUUCUUUUUAAAAUAGCAGCAUCUGGGGCCAGCCAUGUUUGGCACUGAAUCUUCAUUGAGUAUGUUUUUGAACACGUUAACACCCAAGUUCUACGUUGCCCUGACAGGCACCUCCUCAUUAAUCUCGGGACUUAUUUUGAUCUUCGAGUGGUGGUACUUCCGCAAGUACGGCACCUCCUUCAUCGAGCAGGUCUCGGUGAGCCACCUGCGCCCCCUGCUGGGAGGGGUGGACAACAGCGCGCCCAGCGCCGCCAGCGCCGCUAACGGGGACGCGGACUCCAGCCGCCAGAGCGUCUCAGAGUGCAAAGUCUGGCGAAAUCCUUUAAAUCUGUUCAGAGGAGCUGAAUAUAACCGGUAUACAUGGGUAACAGGGAGAGAACCCUUGACUUACUACGAUAUGAAUCUUUCAGCACAGGACCAUCAGACAUUCUUUACCUGUGACACAGAUCAUUUACGGCCUGCAGACGCUAUAAUGCAAAAAGCCUGGAGAGAGAGAAACCCCCAAGCCCGAAUUUCUGCAGCACAUGAAGCUUUGGAAUUGAAUGAGUGUGCUACUGCCUAUAUUCUCUUGGCUGAAGAGGAAGCGACAACAAUUGUAGAAGCAGAGAAGCUAUUCAAGCAAGCUCUGAAAGCUGGAGAAGGCUGUUACAGGCGCAGUCAGCAGUUACAGCAUCAUGGUGCCCAGUAUGAAGCCCAACACAGAAGGGACACCAAUGUGUUAGUUUAUAUUAAGAGGAGGCUGGCAAUGUGUGCAAGAAAGCUGGGAAGGACCAGGGAAGCAGUGAAAAUGAUGAGAGAUUUGAUGAAAGAGUUUCCUCUGCUCAGCAUGUUCAACAUUCAUGAAAACCUACUGGAAGCUUUGUUGGAACUGCAAGCAUAUGCAGAUGUCCAGGCAGUCUUAGCAAAGUAUGAUGACAUAAGCUUACCAAAAUCAGCAACGAUAUGUUACACAGCUGCACUGCUUAAAGCCAGAGCUGUCUCUGACAAAUUCUCUCCAGAGGCUGCGUCAAGGCGAGGACUGAGUACUGCAGAGAUGAAUGCAGUAGAAGCUAUUCACAGAGCAGUAGAAUUUAAUCCACAUGUGCCAAAAGCGUUCUUACAAUGCUGCUGGUUUUGCCUUAGGAGAUCAUGGCCAGAUUGCAGUCCAGUGCUCCGUAGUGAUGUUGCCAAGUAUCUACUAGAAAUGAAAAGCUUAAUUCUGCCCCCUGAACAUAUUCUGAAGAGAGGGGACAGUGAAGCAAUAGCAUAUGCUUUUUUUCAUCUUCAACACUGGAAAAGAGUAGAGGGGGCAUUGAAUCUCUUACACUGUACAUGGGAAGGCACUUUCAGAAUGAUCCCCUAUCCACUGGAAAAAGGACAUCUUUUCUACCCUUACCCUAUUUGUACAGAAACCGCAGAUAGAGAACUACUACCAUCAUUUCAUGAAGUUUCAGUUUACCCCAAAAAAGAGCUUCCAUUCUUCAUCCUCUUCACUGCUGGACUGUGUUCUUUCACAGCCAUGCUGGCCCUCCUGACACAUCAGUUCCCAGAGCUUAUGGGAGUCUUUGCAAAAGCUUUUCUCAGCACUCUCUUUGCCCCUUUAAAUUUUGUGAUGGAAAAAGUAGAAAGUAUUCUGCCCUCCAGUCUGUGGCACCAGCUGACGAGGAUCUGAGGGAGCACACCUGCUGACUGACUGCCGUGACAUCUUCUGUGCCAACUUUUUGUUGACCACAAGAAAGCAUGAUAAAAAAAAGGGAAGCAGUUCUAAGACUUAAAAACUUUUCAUGGAUUGUCUGUUCUCAUAUAAAACCUGUUUUGUUGUACAAAAUACAUUGAUGUUAGGUUCUAUUAUAUUUUGCCUUCAGAAAAGAAAGACUUAAAAAUAAACUUUUGUGUAUUGCA